ACAGAGUCGUUAUUACCUAACCGCUGCAAAACAUAAUCCAAUUACGAUGUUGUUACCGUCAAAUCCACCUUCCAUUCUACACUUUCUUCCAGGUUCCGAUCCUCCCUACAACAUCCUAGAACAACACCCUUAUCUCAAUCUCCUCACAAAAUGCAACAACAUCAACACCUUCAAACAAAUUCACUCACUAAUAAUCAAAACCGGUCUUCACAACACCGUUUAUGUUCAAAGCAAACUCAUCCAUUUCUGCGCCGUUUCAUCUUCCGGUGACCUCUCUUAUGCUCUUUCCCUCUUCUCAGAAAAUCAAAAUCAACACAAACACAACCGUUUCAUUUGGAAUUCUCUCAUUCGUGGUCAUUCUUUGAGUUCUUCUCCUAUUUCAUCUUUGAACCUUUUUUCUCGUAUGCUUUGUUAUGGUCUUCAACCAAAUUCUCAUACUUUUCCUUUUCUAUUCAAAUCUUGUGCAAAAGCUAAAGCUACCCAUGAAGGUAAACAGCUUCAUGCUCAUGCUUUGAAGUUGUCAAUUCAAUUUCAUCCACAUGUUCAUACUUCGAUUAUUCAUAUGUAUGCUUCCGUUGGUGAAUUGGAUUUUGCACGGUUGGUGUUUGAUAAAAGUUCUCUGAGAGAUGUUGUUUCUUUUACGGCUCUUAUUACUGGGUAUAUUUCGCAGGGUUAUGUUGAUGAUGCUAGACGGCUUUUUGAUGAAAUUCCGACCAAAGAUGUGGUGUCGUGGAAUGCUAUGAUUUCUGGGUAUGUUCAAAGUGGUCGUUUUGAAGAAGCUAUUGCGUGUUUUUAUGAGAUGCAGGAGGCGAAGAUUUUACCCGAUAAGAGUACAAUGGUGACAUUGCUUUCUGCUUGUGGUCACACAGGGUCGCGUGAAUUGGGUAAUUGGAUUUGUUCUUGGGUUAGAGAUAAUGGGUUUGGUUCGAAUCUUCAGCUCACUAAUGCACUUAUUGAUAUGUAUUCUAAGUGUGGUGAAAUUGAUACUGCUCGUGAGUUGUUUGAUGGGAUAGUGGAAAAAGAUGUGAUUUCAUGGAAUACUAUGAUUGGUGGUUAUUCUUACUUGAGUUUGUAUGAAGAAGCACUGACAUUGUUUGAGGUCAUGCUUAGAUCUAAUGUAAAGCCUAAUGAUGUUACCUUCUUAGGCAUUCUUCAUGCCUGUGCUUACCUUGGUGCUCUUGACCUUGGAAAGUGGGUCCAUGCAUACAUAGAUAAGAACUUGAAGAGUAGUAACAAUGCAUCUCUUUGGACAAGCCUCGUUGACAUGUAUGCAAAAUGCGGUUCCAUUGAGGCGGCGGAAAGGGUUUUUAGAAGUAUACAUUCUAGAAAUUUGGCUUCUUGGAAUGCCAUGUUAUCAGGAUUGGCCAUGCAUGGACAUGCAGAGAGGGCUCUUGCACUUUUCUCAGAAAUGGUUAACAAGGGAUUUCGGCCUGAUGAUAUCACAUUUGUUGGGGUAUUAACUGCUUGUACACAAGCUGGUUUGGUAGAUCUUGGACAACACUAUUUCAGGUCAAUGAUACAAGAUUAUGGAAUUUGUCCGAAAUUGGAACACUAUGGUUGCAUGAUUGAUCUCUUGGCUAGAGCUGGAAAGUUCGAAGAAGCGGAGAUCCUUAUGAAAGAUAUGGAAAUGGAGCCUGAUGGAGCUAUUUGGGGUUCGCUUCUUAGUGCAUGUAAGGCUUAUGGACGUGUUGAGUUCGGUGAAUAUGUGGCAGACCGCCUUUUUCAAUUAGAACCGGAAAAUGCAGGGGCAUUUGUGCUUUUGUCGAAUAUAUAUGCUGGAGCUGGUAGAUGGGAUGAUGUAGCAAGGAUAAGAACAAGGUUAAAUGACAAAGGAAUGAAGAAAGUUCCUGGUUGCACCUCUAUAGAGAUUGAUGGUGUUGUUAAUGAGUUCCUUGUUGGUGAUAAGUUCCACCCGGAAUGCAAAAGUAUUUAUAGAAUGUUGGAUGAGGUAGAUAAGCUCUUGGAGGAAAAUGGGUUUAUACCUGAUACUUCUGAGGUACUCUAUGAUAUGGAUGAAGAGUGGAAGGAAGGAGCUUUGAGUCAACACAGUGAGAAAUUGGCUAUUGCUUUCGGCUUGAUAAGCACAAAGCCUGGAACUACGAUCAGGAUCGUUAAGAAUCUUCGUGUUUGUGGAAACUGUCAUUCGGCUACCAAGCUAAUAUCUAAGAUUUUCAAUAGGGAAAUAAUUGCGAGAGAUAGAAACCGUUUUCAUCAUUUUAAAAAUGGGGUUUGUUCAUGUAAUGAUUUCUGGUGACACUUAAUCUAUUUAUUCAAUGGAAUAUAUCAUUUGCACUUGUGCAU
Molecule: messenger RNA, 2301 nt
Organism: Trifolium pratense (red clover)
Lineage: Eukaryota; Viridiplantae; Streptophyta; Magnoliopsida; Fabales; Fabaceae
Product: pentatricopeptide repeat-containing protein At1g08070, chloroplastic
Exons: 1
Coding region: 47-2254 (735 amino acids)
Biological process (GO): RNA modification
Molecular function (GO): protein binding; zinc ion binding; RNA binding
Source: RefSeq, a predicted model, not a curated record